Jaminaea rosea is the source of this 1345-nucleotide messenger RNA. RefSeq lists its product as hypothetical. Lineage: Eukaryota; Fungi; Basidiomycota; Exobasidiomycetes; Microstromatales. The record is from RefSeq and is a predicted model, not a curated record. The transcript has a single exon. Bases 232 to 1254 code for a protein of 340 amino acids.
AGCUUCGCUGCGUGCUUCCAGAAGGCGGCCACGAACAAGGGAAGCGAUCAGAAGAUUGAAUGAGGAUGGCGGAGAAGGUUGCAAUGAUUGAGAGUCAGUGAGACGCCUGUGAGCGAGAUUCGCGACUUGUUCUUCGUCUAGUGGUGAGCGAAAGAGUCAAAUAGUCGCGGGUUGUGACGAUUCCACGACCCACUUCAUCACCCCUCACUCAUCCUGUCUCCUUCCUCGAUCAUGCAAUUCACCCUCUCGACCACGCUCGCCCUUCUGGCCCUCGCCUCUUCCAGCGUGGCCACGACGUCCUGCCUGACUCACUUUGGCAAGCACGAGUCCUCUCAAUCCUUUACCUUCGAAGGGUCCCUUUCGUCCAAGAACUGCUUCGGCGCAGUCGGCAAGCCGUGGGAGCACAACUCCAAGCCCGGAUGGGACUGCGGUAAGAAGCCCGCCGGCAGCGUCCCCAAGUGGGACGGCGGUGACUCGGCGUGGUGCAGCAGCGCCAAGCAUCGCAAGCACGACUUCUGCAAGAAGGGUAACCCGUGCACCGAGUUGCCCAAGCCUGUUGACCCGGCCAAUUGGGGCAAGAAGGGGUCGCACGACUGGCCGAAGCCCAAGCACCCAAAGCACAAGAAGCCUGAGCAUGGGAAGCCCGCGCCCAAGCACCCUGAUCACCCCAAGCACCCUGAACACCCCAAGCACCCCGCUUCCAGCAAGCCGGCGCCUAGCCAUCCUGCGACCACCAAGUCAGCGUCGAAGGAGCACGCCUCCAGCUCUUCCGCUCCUGUCUCGACCACGAAGAAUGCCCACCCUCACCCUCACCCUCACCCUCAUCCCACGGCCUCCCACUCAACGACUGCGGCCCCUCCCGCGCCGACGGGCCCUACCUGCACCUCGGGCUACCAGCUCGUAGGCCGCAAUCUGACCACCGUCGCCGACUCUGGCGUCUACUUCGGCCAGACGGUCGGUGUUGCCAUCCGAGACGACCCCCAUUACCUGACGUACGGUCUUGCUGACAAGCACGAGGAUUGCCUCAAGGCCUGCGACCAAGUAGCGGGCUGCGUCUUCGUCAACGCCUACCUCGACGUGCAAGAAGACGGUACCGACGACCCUGUCCCCGAGAAGCACAGCGGCAAGUACACCUGCGCCCUGUUCUCGGCUUGCAGCGACAAGAGCAAGGCCGACAACUUUGGCGGGCAGAACGACCCCAACUACAUCACCGACUCGAACAUCUACUGCAAGACUGGGGCGUGCAAGGCGUGAGCGUGGGAAGGGGUGGCAUCGAGCGUAUCGCUCUGCCAUGACGUGACGUGGCUUUUCGUUUUCAUCUUGACCUCUUGAAUGAUAUCCAAUU